Carassius carassius (crucian carp) is the source of this 843-nucleotide messenger RNA. RefSeq names its product C-C chemokine receptor type 8-like. Bases 1 to 843 code for a protein of 280 amino acids. Gene Ontology annotation, cellular component: membrane. Gene Ontology annotation, molecular function: G protein-coupled receptor activity. The transcript has a single exon. The record is from RefSeq and is a predicted model, not a curated record. Gene Ontology annotation, biological process: phospholipase C-activating G protein-coupled receptor signaling pathway; positive regulation of Rho protein signal transduction. Lineage: Eukaryota; Metazoa; Chordata; Actinopteri; Cypriniformes; Cyprinidae.
AUGAUAUUACAUUUCACCACAUCUGCUGUUUCUACAAACUCCACAGCUCAAUCCAUUGGGAUAUUGGAUAGUGUAAAGUUGAGUGUACACUGCAUCAAUUUUCUGUUUGGCCUUCCUGCACACUCCUAUGUGAUAUGGCUCAUCAUCACAGGAACAGGAAGUGGAGUUGCAUCAGAGUUCAUCAUUCUCAAUCUCUCUGUUUGUGAGAUUGCAAACUGUCUGAACUCUUUGUUCACUGUGCUUGAUAAUAUUUCUUGGUUUUCAAGUGUCACAUUAUUAACAUAUUUUUUAGCAGGAUUCUCCAUCACUGGUCGUCCUCUGUUUCAGUGUCUGAUGUGUGUUGAGCGUUAUGUGGCAGUGGUUCAUCCUGUAACCUUUCUGAAGUACAAACCUCUCAGAUACAGAGUGAUCUGCUGCACUGUGGUCUGGUUUUUUAGUUUUUGCUCCUGUUUGUGUAGCAUAUUUACUUUAGUCUUACUUAACUUCUACAUUUAUGCAUGCAUAAACUCGGUUCAGUUCCUUCUCCUCUUCUCCAUCCAGUUGUUUUGUCUUGUGGCUGUUCUCAGAGCUCUGAAGCAGUCAGGACCAGGAGAGAGAGGGAGAGAGGGAGAGGAGGAAAAUCCCAUAAAAAGAAAAGCAUUUUAUCUUAUUUUAAUAAUUACCAUAAACAUGAUGAUGAUAUAUAUGCCCUUUACUGUUUCAGGAUUCGUUUACAUGCUGACACAAAACAGUUUUGAUGAAACUUUGUCUAUUGGUAUUAUUUGUUUUAUUCUGGGUGGUUUUGUUCAGCCGGUUCUUUCUCUGCACCGGGGUGGGAAACCCUCAUGUCUCUGUUCCCCAUAA